UUUUUUUUUUGCAGUUAUUAAAUUAUAAACAUGUAAGUGUAUAGAGGAAGUUUCGGUGAUUUAAAAAAAAGAGGGAACCAAGAGCGGGAAGGACAUCUCUAUCCCCCACAGCGGUGGGGUGGGACACCCCAUCAGUGAUGGGAGGAGCUGAAGUCCAGCAGUGAUGGAUUCUUCUCAACACAUUUGCUUAUUUCAAAAUCAAACAAUCUCUGAUGAACAUUUACCCCCAAUGCCUGCAGGAAAGAGGGAGGGAGGGACAGAAACCCCAUCAGUUGUUUGAAAGAUUGCCUUUAUCUUCCCUCGAGGGUUCUUUGCAGCGACUUCCCCCCUCUUCCCAGCACACACGACUUUCUGGACCUCAGCGGUAAAAAGGGAAUCUCUAUGCUGCUUUUUCUGUGCUAGCAGUUGGGGCCAAGAAGGUCAUAGACAGGAAAAAGUUCUGAAAACUCCAGGAAAAAUGGAGGUCCUCCUCACCCACAGGUAGCAUAGAUUACUGCCCCCUCCCCAGCUGGCUCUCCAAUCAAUUCUCCACACAGCAAAUCUUCCAAGGGGCAACUCUGAUCUUGUCAUCCCUCUUGAAAACCAUUUUAUUGUCAUCCAAAUUUAAUUCAAUUUUUUUUUUUUUUUUAAAUCAGGCUACCAGGUCCUGCUGGAUCUGGCAUCCUGGCACUCCAGGACAACCAGGCCCAAGCAGGUGGAAAUGCAGUUCUCUCGCCGUGCCUAGUUCCUUCUCUCUGUCCAAUCUUUUGCUUUUCAUAUAUUGUUUCUGCCCUUUGCCUGGAAACCUCUCCUCCCAUCCCCAAGGCCUCAGCCAAGAUGUCGCUUCUCCCAGGAAGCCUUCCCAGGCUGCCCAAGUGCCUGGUUUGGGGUCUAUUGCCCAGCAAUCGGACUGCCAAUUCGUGAGGGCGGAGGCUGCAUCUCCACAGCCUGCGGUCUUUGCCUUGAGUCGGGAUAUUUCGGGGCCGAGAUUCAGUGACCUCCAUAAGGUGUCUGGUGUCCGUCAUUCUAUCCCGGCUCGGAGCUGAUUCUGGCCCGGAGCAGAGGUUGAGGGUUGCUGACUGGGACUGGCUAUUUUUGGGGGCGCGGCCGGGUCCUUGGGAGGAGGAUGACGCCAGGAGUGCGUGUUCCUCUAAAGCAGAGGACGCCCCGAGGAGCGUGCCCCUCAAAAACAUGGGCGAAGCCCUCCGCCGGGCCCAGACUUGCCCCUCACAAGGAUGGCUUCCCGCGGAUUCUUAUUGGUCCCGGUGGGCUUCUUAGGUGGCGCUGAUUGGCGGGAGGCGGGGGCGCGUCGGGGCGGGGCGCGUCGGGGCGGGACCUCUCCGGCCCGGACUUAGCGUAGCUACGCCCGCGCCGCGACUAUGUCGCGGGCACGCAGCCACUUGCGCUCGGCUUUCCUCCUGGCUGCGGUUUCUCCGCUCAGUGCAACGACCCGCUUCGGCGCGCGACGAGGGUUGAGCGCGUGGCCCGCGCCGCAGGAGCCCGGCAUGGAGUAUCAGGAUGCUGUGCGCACACUCAACACCCUCCAGACCAACGCCAGCUACCUGGAGCAGGUGAAGCGCCAGCGGGGUGACCCUCAGACACAGCUGGAAGCCAUGGAGCUGUUCUUGGCACGCAGUGGGCUACAGUUGGAGGACUUGGACCAGCUGAACAUCAUUCAUGUCACCGGGACCAAGGGGAAGGGCUCCACCUGUGCCUUCACUGAACGAAUCCUCCGAAGCUAUGGCUUGAAGACCGGAUUCUUUAGGUGCGCGAGCGGAUCCGCAUCAAUGGGCAGCCCAUCAGCCCUGAGCUCUUCACCAACCACUUCUGGCGCCUCUACCACCGGCUGCAGGAGACCAAGGAUGGCAGCAGCUGUGUCUCCAUGCCCGCCUACUUCCGCUUCCUCACGCUCAUGGCCUUCCACAUCUUCCUCCAAGAGAAGGUGUAUGCCCACUGCCCGGAACCCUGUUUCUGAGGCCUUGGGGAGGGGAAUUGCAGCAGGCCGAGGGGUUCCUGGGAGGCAUCCAGGCACCCCUGUGCCCCCUGCCAUGCCCUCUGGUCUUCUGCAGGUGGACCUGGCAGUGGUGGAGGUGGGCAUCGGUGGGGCCUACGACUGCACCAACAUCAUCAGGAAGCCUGUGGUGUGUGGGGUCUCCUCUCUUGGCCUCGACCACACCAGCCUUUUGGGGGACACGGUGGAGAAGAUUGCAUGGCAGAAAGGGGGCAUCUUCAAGCGUGGUGUCCCUGCCUUCACCGUGCUUCAGCCUGAUGGGCCCCUGGCAGUGCUGAGGGACCGUGCGCAGCAGAUCUCAUGUCCUCUCUACCUGUGCCCACCUCUGGAAGCCCUGGAGGAAGGGGGGCCACCGCUGACCCUUGGCCUGGAGGGAGAGCACCAGCGGUCCAAUGCCGCCUUGGCCUUGCAGCUGGCCCGCUGCUGGCUGCAGCAAAAGGACCACCAGGGCAUCGGGGAGCUGAAGGCAUCCCAGCCGAGUCUCCAGUGGCAGCUGCCCCUGGCACCCGUCUUCCAGCCCACGUCCCACAUGCAGCACGGGCUUCGGGACACGGAGUGGCCUGGCCGGACGCAGGUGCUGCGGCGCGGGCCGCUCACCUGGUACCUGGACGGCGCCCACACCGUCAGCAGCGUGCAGGCCUGCGUGCGCUGGUUCCGCCAGGCGCUGCGUGGCCGUGACACACCAGACGGUGGGCCCGAGGUGCGUGUCUUGCUCUUCAACUCUACUGGGGACCGGGAUCCCGCGGCCCUGCUGAAGCUGUUGCAGCCCUGCCAGUUUCACUAUGCUGUUUUCUGCCCCAACCUGACAGAGGUGUCACCCACGGGCAACGAAGACCAGCAGAACUUCACAGUGACACUGGACCAGGUGCUGCUCCGCUGCCUCACACACCAGCAGCACUGGAGCCGCCUGGACAAGGAGCAGGCCAGCCCGAACCUCUGGAACAGCCCCGGCCCGGAGCCUGGUGGGCCCGCGUCCUUGCUGCUGGCACCCUGCCUGCCCCACCCCGUCAGCACCAGCUCCCUUGUCUUCAGCUGCAUCUCCCACGCCUUGCAGUGGAUCAGCCAAGGCCGGGACCCUGUCUUUCAGCCACCCAGUCCCCCACGGGGCCUCCUCGCCCACCCCGUGGCAGGCAGCGGGGCCAGUGUACUGCGGGAGGCUGCUGCCAUCCACGUGCUGGUCACAGGCAGCCUGCACCUGGUCGGGGGUGUCCUGAAGCUGCUGGAGCCCUCCCUGUCCCAGUAGCCGAGGCAGUGGGGUUGGAGGUGGGGCCUCCCACGCCUGCCCUGUGUCUCUCCACGAACUCCUGUAUUAAGUGCCUUCUGUUUCCUGCUUUCCUGAUUCUGUCUAGACUGGUCCAGGGACCUGGGCUCUGGGCGGUGGAAUAGAGGGCUGGAGGUGGGAGGCUGAGAUUGGACAUCCUGUCUCUGAGCCUGGGGUGCCUUUGGCCUCUCCUCCCUUCCCUGUCGUAGCAGGCCUGAUGAUCCAGCCUGUCUCCCUCCCACCCCGCCUGCUUCGGGCCAGCUUCUUGUGUGAGCUGCCUGGCUGGGCCUGGGAUCCUGCCAGGUGCUGGUUGAUAGGUUUUCUCCUCCCAGUGGCCUUCCGGGAAAAAAAAGGGCCCUUGCUUGGGGCUCUCUGGGGACAGAGGGCGGCUAGAGUCAAUUAAAGCCUUUAAUUUUUUUAAAAAAAGAAAAGGCAAAACAUUUGAUUGACUCGACCUCUGGCUCCCUCAGCAGACCAUAGGGGGAUGGGGGCUGCAGCUGCUACAGGAACUGGAUUGUGUCGGCGCUGGGGCUGGGUGGCCUGGAACAAGGCCCUCCCCCCCUCCCUCCCUCUGAGCCUCGGGCUGCCUGUCUCUGACAUGAGAAGACUGGACUGCGGUCCGUUGACCACAGGCCAGGCACUGUUUUGCAGACCUCCUUGCAGAGACCUCAUGAUGGAGGAUUAUCUUACCC
This is a messenger RNA of Equus quagga, 3943 nucleotides long. RefSeq names its product folylpolyglutamate synthase (gene FPGS). The record is from RefSeq and is a predicted model, not a curated record. Gene Ontology annotation, biological process: tetrahydrofolylpolyglutamate biosynthetic process. The transcript is spliced from 14 exons. NCBI's taxonomy places the organism in Eukaryota, Metazoa, Chordata, Mammalia, Perissodactyla, Equidae. Gene Ontology annotation, cellular component: cytosol; cytoplasm; mitochondrion. The coding region runs from base 1359 to 3233 and encodes 624 amino acids. Gene Ontology annotation, molecular function: tetrahydrofolylpolyglutamate synthase activity; ATP binding.